CCUUUAUCGCCGGUGGCGCGAUCUCUGACAUUAUGAUGUUCCAGCUUUCGUUAACGAAUUUAAGUGUCGUGUCCGCUGAAAUAGACCUUUAGUUGGUAGACAUGAGGUUGCUGGUGGUAGCUGUCCUGGGGUCGCUGUGCGCGGUGGAAGCCAGCCUUGCACCGUUCAUCACGCCAUGCUACGCGCGGGACUCAAAUUGCUUGCGGGCGUCGACGCAGCGCGCGAUCCCCGUGGUGGCGGCGGGGCUGCCGCAGUUCGGCAUGGUGCCCCUGGACCCCAUGAACUUGGACGGCAUUGUGGCUGACCAGGCCGGCCUACACAUGGAGUUCAGGAACACCGUAGUUAAAGGAUUAAGGAAUUGCGAAGUGCUGAGAGUAAGACGCCAGUCGUCGCGUACGCAGCUGGAGGUGAAGUGCUCGGUGACGCUGGCGGGCGACUAUCGCCUGGGCGGGCAGCUGCUCAUCGUGCCAAUCGAGGGCCAGGGCAGAUACAAGAUGAAAAUACGUGACAUCCUGGUGAAGAUAGAUUUCCGCGUGGGCGAGCACUACCAGCGCGGCCAGCGCUACUGGACCGUGGAGAACUGGCAGCACUCCGCUGAGGUCCUCACCUCCGCUGAGUUCCGCUUCCAAAACUUAUUCGGCGGAAACACACAGCUAUCGAACACGGUGCAUGAGUUCGCGAACAGCAACUGGCGCGACAUCUUCCAGGAGGUGUCGCCGCCAAUCGUGGAGGUGAUCGUGUCGCAGAUCGUGGGCGAGGUGCGCAAACUGUUCAACGCAGUGCCCGUCUCCGAACUCAGCCUCGACUGA
Messenger RNA from Papilio polytes (common Mormon), 809 nucleotides. RefSeq lists its product as uncharacterized. The transcript has 6 exons. Bases 102 to 809 code for a protein of 235 amino acids. The record is from RefSeq and is a predicted model, not a curated record. Lineage: Eukaryota; Metazoa; Arthropoda; Insecta; Lepidoptera; Papilionidae.